Falco peregrinus (peregrine falcon) is the source of this 1336-nucleotide messenger RNA. RefSeq names its product transmembrane protein 272 (gene TMEM272). Bases 18 to 335 code for a protein of 105 amino acids. NCBI's taxonomy places the organism in Eukaryota, Metazoa, Chordata, Aves, Falconiformes, Falconidae. The transcript has 5 exons. The record is from RefSeq and is a predicted model, not a curated record.
CCAAAAGGCUCUUCACAAUGACUGCCGGCCUCGAGAAAGCUUGCCACCGUUGCAUAUCUAAAAUUGCCAGCAAUGCUUGCUUUAUAUUUGGGCUCCUCACUUUCCUUGCAUUACCACUGUCCAUGACUUUUAUAGGAAUGAAGUUUUUGGAAGAUUGCCCAGUUCAGCCACUAAUUCCAUUAUAUCUGUUGGUGGGUGGCGUGAUUGGCAGCUUAAAGGUGACUCUCCUGCUGUACGACUCAACCAGGAUGAGGCAGUUGCUUUCCAAGUCUGUUGUGAUUGAUGAUGAUGAUGACGAUGAAUAUCCCUGGAGGCAGAAUGCUCACAAAUUCUAAUUGAUAGAUAUCCUGCAUCAUGAUGAAGACCUAUGUAUGUUCUACAUAUGAUAUGGAAAGGAUUGCUACAUCAGGACUGCCAUUUGAAAUUGUUGCUUCUUGGUUUAUGUUUCUUGAGGUUACUGUUCACUGAUGCAAUACAUGAAAGUUCCACAGGUGGUAGCCAUACCAGGGAAAAGAAAAUGUUUUGAAAGGGUAUAAUCUUAGAGGGAAAAUAAAAAAGGCUGACAAGUGCCAUGUGAUGGUGCAUAGUACAAGAAAACAAAGUACAAGAAAACUGCUAAAAGGAACAAGGUUAUAUUGCAAGAACAGGUUUUCAAAGAAAUUGUAUGAAGUUCUGAGAAAUCACAUAUACAUUUUUGUAACAGUAAAUUUCCACCAGAUGUCUCAUCUGAAUAAAAAUGCAGGGGGCAAGAUAUUGACCAGUGUAAGUGCAUGAGCCUAUGUGACUGGAGUUUAAAGAUUAAGGUACUUUACAUUUAGCAGUCAGGCUAAUUAUAAUCAACCCUGCUGCAAUUUCACUGAGAUAAAUAGUUAUAUCAGAGAUUGAUUUCACCCACAGAUUUGAAUCUAAGCCAUACUGGCUCUUCUGCAUGAUCUUUAGUACUCAAGCAAAGGGGGAAUCUGUGAUACCUUUCCCUCUGCUGCAGUACAGCAGCUCAAAUGUGAGAGAUGCUCAGAGAUACAAACUGUGGGCCUGUAGGCCAACAUACAUGAAAGCUUUUUUUGACAAGGUCCUCUUGAUGUCCAUGUGAGUUACGUACCUGCAUAUCUUAAGGAUUUGAUUCUCAGACCUUUGCAAAAAACAUAUUUAGCCUUUCAGUACCAAUAUGAAAUGAGUACCCAAAGCGCAAAUAGUGGGGGAAAAAAAAAAUUCCACUGUGCACAUUUGUUCACAAGUUGCUAUAGACAACACCUUUUUAUUAUUGUUGCUGAUUUUUGCUCUUUGCAUUGCUAUUCUACUGCUGCAUGGAUUUCACAUUACUAGUUCAUAAAUUCUA